This is a messenger RNA of Olea europaea var. sylvestris, 790 nucleotides long. Its product is annotated as glucose and ribitol dehydrogenase-like. Bases 16 to 660 code for a protein of 214 amino acids. The transcript is spliced from 2 exons. NCBI's taxonomy places the organism in Eukaryota, Viridiplantae, Streptophyta, Magnoliopsida, Lamiales, Oleaceae. The record is from RefSeq and is a predicted model, not a curated record.
CCAUAUUCAUUUUACAUGUUCACUCAGUUUCUCUCUUGUUUCAAUGUGUUAGCAUCCACUGCCAGAUCUCAUUUUCCUCCACACCAAACCCAGUUUUCUUCGAAUUUUACAGUAACCCAUAAUUCUAAGAGAAGAGUAGUAGUCUUUGUGAGAUCAAUGGCGUCUAAUGAUCAGAAAUUCCCACCACAGAAACAAGAAACUCAGCCUGGAAAAGAGCAUUUAAUGGACCCAACUCCACAGUUUGCUAGCCUGGAAUACAAACCUGCCAACAAGCUUAGAGGUAAAGUGGCCGUAGUGACUGGAGGUGAUUCGGGCAUUGGGCGAGCCGUGUGCCAUUGCUUCGCGUUGGAGGGUGCAACGGUGGCUUUUACAUACGUGAAGGGUCAUGAAGACAAAGAUGCAGAGGAUACCCUUGGAAUGUUGAUGAAAGCUAAACAUUCUGAUGCAAAAGAACCGAUGGCGAUACCGGCAGAUUUAGGGUAUGAUGAGAAUUGCAAAAGAGUUGUUGAAGAGGUAGUGAAUAACUAUGGAAGAGUAGAUAUUCUUGUUAAUAAUGCUGCUGAGCAAUACAAGGCAAGCGCAGUUGAAGAGAUCGACGAACCGAGGCUCGAAAUGGUGUUCAGAACCAAUAUAUUUUCUUACUUCUUUAUGGUCAGGUAAGUAUGACACCCAUUAAUUUAUUUGGAUUAUUUUUUACCAUAGCUUCAACAAUAAAAUUUCAAAAUGUUUUCCUUACUUCUUGACCCCUUGUUCUCCUAAAAAUACUAUUCAAAACUCAUUCAAUUAAUGA